UAUAUUAUAUUGAAAUAAACAAUUCUCCUCAUUUAAUGAGUAAUUAGUAGUCGUCACGUCAUCAAUCAACAGGUGGCUGAACUGGCGUUCCUCACAGCGGCGUUUUAUUUACUUCCUCUAUGUCACAUUUAAGCUUCAAUAGUUAUAAUGAAGCGCUUGAGUCUGUGUUUUUGUUGUUCUUUGUACUUGCUUGCCAUACCCUACGUAGCCAAAGUUUACACUUAUGGGACCGGGGCUCAUCUAGAAUAUAGCAAUGUCGUAUCCACGGAGCAGAAAGUCCGUGACAUGCAACCCGUGCCAGGCGCGGUCAGGCCGUGGACAGGAGACAGUGAGUUUAUGAAGAAGAGCCCUCCGGUUAUGCGACCAUAUCAUGUGUUCCCAAUGUUCCAACAUGUUCCAGUUCCUCUCGCUGACAAGGAGCUGUUCAGACCGGUCUCCGGGAGAAGACACUUACCAAACCGUUUGACUAGCCUUCUAGUUCCUCAAAUGAACCCUCAGCUAAUCCAAGUGUCUCCAGUGCGCAAUGCUCGUGGUGUGGAGGUGUGGUGUGGUUACAGUAAGAUCUCAGUGCGCAUGAAUAAGAAUCUGCUGGGCUUUAGAGGUUCACAGUCUUUAUUUCAUCUGGGAACAUGUCCUGUCUCUCGGUCUGACGAGAACUUCCUGUAUUUUCAUUACGACCUCAAUGACUGCGACAGUUCUUUAACGAUGAUGAAAGGCCAGAUCAUGUAUUCCAACACGGUGCACUACACACCAGCAGAGCCUCCAGGGACAGUCAUCCGAGCUGUGCCCCUUACGUUAAACAUCCAGUGCCUAUACAAUAGAUUUCAUUAUUCCUACAAAAUGGGCUUCCUGCCUGUGGCGAGGGAGCGCGUGUUUCAUAAGACUUUUGAACGCAGGGCCAAGUUUAGUCUUUCGGUGUGUAAUGAACGCUGGGAAAGACUUGAGGGAAAUGGGAGUUUUGUGCUUGGGGAGCCCAUGUAUUUUGAAGUCAGUGCUGCUUUUACAUCCAAGGACGAAAGGAUUUUUGUUGACUCCUGCUAUGCAACAGCAUCAAGAGACCCAAAGUCUAUUCCACAACACAAUGUAAUUCGUAAUUAUGGGUGUAUGGAGGACAGCAGAAGACAAGGAAGUCUCUCACGCUUUCUCCAAAGACAGUCGAACAUUAUAAGGUUUUCAGUCGAUGCCUUUUUACUCCCCCAAGUUACUGGCAUGCACUUUUAUCUACAUUGCACAAUAUCGGUUCACAGUGAUACUACAAGUGCCACAGCAAAGUCAUGUACCUAUAAUAAUGUAGAGAGAAGGUGGGAGGAACUCUACACUGAUGCAUCUGUUUGUGCUUGUUGUGAUUCCACGUGUGAAAUUGAAUCAACUUCUUCAAUGCCCCAUGAGACACAAUCUAUAACAAGCAAACCCUGGAUUUUAGACAACAACGAACAGUCCUUUAUAAAAUUUAAGAAAGGACGGAUCAAUGUUCAGGAGGACACAGAGGAGGUGAAGUUCAAGAGCGCAGAAGAAAUCAAUGAAGAGGAAGAUGAUGAUUACAAUGUAGAGAUUGUGACUAAUACAGAAGAACUAAUAGAAGCAAAACAGAAGAAUAAAAAGAUGCCCAUGAAUGAUUUAGAUGAGGAUGUAGAAGUAAUUGUUGGGACUGUGGAAACAACUGCUACAGAGUUAAAAAAUGAAAAGGGUGAUCAAUCUGGAAAAGUAAAGCUUGUUGGGGAGAAGAUGAACAAGGUUGUAAAGAUUGGAGAGGAUGCUGGGAGACAAAAGAGCAAUAUUACAACUGAUAUUGUUGAACAACCUAAAGUUCAGUUGAUAGAAGAGCUUCUGGAAGAUGUUCAUGAUGACCAUGCAUCCAGCAAGAGUGGAGCAAAUGAAAUGAUUCAUAUUACCAUAGAAGAACUGUCCGAAGAUAAAAUACAGCGUUUUGAGAAGAACAUGCAUGUACAAAGUACAAUACCAUCACCAAUGAUGAUGGAUGAAGAGAUAUUUUUAAAUGCCAAACAUGAACCAAAGGAGUGGAAUCAAGAUGAACAUUAACGUAACCAAAUGUGGGAGAAAUAAAGGACUGACUUGGAGGUCAUUUCAGGGUCUCCAAGCAAGGCUCCUUGAUUGACUUUUUUGGAGUUGCAUCAGUGGAGCAAAAGAUAUUGGCAUACUUUCUUAUGGAUUCAACUGAAUUCAAUGUAUAAGAAGUCACUUUUUCUGUACUUGUAUUGAAAUUUAUGCAUUCAUGCAUUCUUCAAAGUUGACUGUAAUGCCAUCAGAAUAUAAAAACAUUUUUGAUUGAU
Messenger RNA from Labeo rohita (rohu), 2291 nucleotides. RefSeq names its product zona pellucida glycoprotein 3d tandem duplicate 1 (gene zp3d.1). Gene Ontology annotation, cellular component: extracellular matrix. Gene Ontology annotation, biological process: egg coat formation; positive regulation of acrosome reaction; binding of sperm to zona pellucida. The transcript is spliced from 9 exons. NCBI's taxonomy places the organism in Eukaryota, Metazoa, Chordata, Actinopteri, Cypriniformes, Cyprinidae. Gene Ontology annotation, molecular function: acrosin binding. The record is from RefSeq and is a predicted model, not a curated record. The coding region runs from base 148 to 2040 and encodes 630 amino acids.